Molecule: messenger RNA, 750 nt
Organism: Aspergillus clavatus NRRL 1
Lineage: Eukaryota; Fungi; Ascomycota; Eurotiomycetes; Eurotiales; Aspergillaceae
Exons: 2
Coding region: 1-750 (249 amino acids)
Source: RefSeq, a predicted model, not a curated record
AUGACCAAACCACACCCCACCACCACCACCACCACUUUCACUUCCACCACCUCCCCAACCAUCUCCCGCUCCACCGCCACAAACUGCACCUUCACCAACCUCAACCCCUCAGACUGCAUCCACCGCUCCACCCUCGACGCCGUCACCCUCGCACGCGAUCUCUCCUCGCCCCCGACCCCGCUCCGCAUCAAACGCAGCGUCCUCAGAACCACCACGCUCACCAACUCCUCCACCCGCCGCUGCAAGCUAACAAACAGCACCCUGCACAACUCGCCCGCGCGCUCGCUCGUCGCCACAGACUCCUCCCUCACAGACGCCCCGCGCACCCGGCGCAGCGAGCUGCGCGCCAGCGUCGUCGCGCAGAGUACCCUCGCGCGGAGCAUGCUGCUGCGCAGCCGGGUGCGGGGCGGUUCGGUGGUGCGCAGCACGGUGGAGGAUUCGGUGGUGGAGGGGAGUCGGGUGCGGAAGGCGGCGCUGCGGCAGUGCGAGGUGCGCGAGUGUGUGCUUGUGGGCACGGACUUUGUGGGCAUGAGGUUGCGGUUUGGGGUGUGGAGGGGGGGAAGGUUGGUAGGGAGGGUUCCUGGGGGGGAGGUGGUUUGUGAGAGGAUUGAUGGGAAGGGCGCUGGCCAGGUCGUGGAUGAGAAGAAGCUGCCUAUACUUGACUACAAGGUUUUGCGGGAGGAGAGUGAGAGGGAGGAGGAUAGCGAGACGGAGGAUGAGAAGGAGUUACUGCCUGCAUAUGCGCCUUGA